Messenger RNA from Bactrocera oleae (olive fruit fly), 6298 nucleotides. Its product is annotated as probable serine/threonine-protein kinase roco9. NCBI's taxonomy places the organism in Eukaryota, Metazoa, Arthropoda, Insecta, Diptera, Tephritidae. The record is from RefSeq and is a predicted model, not a curated record.
AUUAUGUUAGAAGCUUUAAAUUGGUAAUUUCAGUAUGCCUGAAAAUUAAUUUUGUAGUCUACUAACCGUGAGUACGAUUAAGUGUGCCCCUCGUUGUGCUCUCUUUGUACUCAGUCAAAUCGAUUGCUCUUAGGUAUUGGCAAACACCGUUGUUCUUCGCUCGCCGCUUACGCAGUUAAACCAGCUUUUUUUUUAAAUUAUAUAUCACUUUGUGCUUGAUGUUUUUGUUACUGUAUUUCGUUGACUACUUCUUCUUGUUUUCCUUUUUAUGAUUAUUAUUGCUGCCUAGUUCAUUUGACAUUGCGCUACUCAAUGCUCUAAUCGCUUAUUAACGCGCUUUUGUUGCGAAUUCAAGUAUAACCGUCGGCUUGUCACAACGUUACAGUGGUUACCCACAAUUCAGAUGCGGCAUUACAAUACGGGGGGAAAUGUGCUGAACAUUGUAGGCGAAGCUACUAAUGUAACGACUAGCUGAGUGCCUGUGGCGUCUGCAUUAUUGGGGCUGUUAUUACACGAGCACACUCCGAUCAAACAGAAGGCGAGCCAUAAAAGCAUUCUACGUACAUUCCAGCUACCUACAAACAACAGAUGCAAUGCGCGCGCUCUCUCGUACUCUUUGCGGUGGACUGUUUAUCUGCCUUGACUGGUGCGCCUUUAUUCUCUUGCAUUUGCAGCUACAGAGCAACACAUAUACUUAUAUAGAGAUAUGUAAAUAUGUACUAUUGGCCUUACUCCAAAGCGUUCAUAACGCCACGGUAAACGCUCCGCUGAUGUUGUUGUCAGUCGUCAAGCUGUUGAUUCUGUUACCGUACUGUUAUGGCGCUGUACACUAUUCAGCCUUCCGCCUGCUUUCCGUCUGUCAGUUGAAAUCAGUCGGUUUGCCACAAUCAGCCGAACCAAACAGUCAAUUGACGGGUAGACUACAGUUCAGUUCACUGUGAACGUGAGAACCGUGUGGACGUGCUUCGAAAUAAACGCGGAACGUUUGUUUUCACCACAAGUACUAAACGCCAACUAGCUAGAGCUCUAUCUGUCUACAACAAAAGCAAUAAUUUUGAAGAGACUCUCGCUUACAUGAAAAGCAAGAGCCACACACAGACUCACGGCAUCAGCACAACAACAACAAACAAAUACAAAUGCAUUACUAGCGAAUGAACGGUGGUAGUAAUAACAAUAGCUGAACUGUAACUGAACAAUGUAAUCAUAAUUAAUUAAUUGUGUGUUGAUAAUAAAACUACAACAACAAGAACAUGCUAAAUUGUAUAAAAAAAUCUAUUGUAACUAUUUUUUGUAAAAUUAAUUAAGUGCAUAAUUGUUAAAAUUAUUGACAAAUAAACGCAAAAAUUUGCAACAAACAAAAACAAUAGUAAUAAAAAAAACUAAGAGAAAGCAAGAAUUAAAAAUUUGUGUAAAUUAUAUUUUGUAUAUACUAUAUUCAGAGCGUUUGUGCAAUUGUUUAUAGUAAUUGUAAACGUACUACCUGCAAUUAAAAAUAUAACAUUUACAAAUAAACAUAAAUCAAACAUUGCAAUACAUCAAAAAGCCAAAGCGUGAAAAUUCAAAAGGCCGUGGAUUAUUUUGAAUUUUCAACGUUAUGAAUAAAUGUAUGUUAGCAAAUUAAAAAAGUAACAAUUUGUACAACACAAAACAUUAAAGUAAAUAAUUUUUUUUUAUUGUGUAAAAAUCAAGUGCAUUUUAAAAAUUAAUAAAACAGAAAUACAUACAUACAUACAUAUUAUUGACUACUAAUUAAGUGACUAAACGUCCAUUACAUUGAAGCAGUCACAGCGCACAACCAACCGCAACCAUACCCAUUAGCAGAUAAAAUAGUGGGCUUGUGAUUUAUUUGCAUAGCAAUAAAUAAAAAAAAUUUAAAAAAAUAACAGUAGUGUAGGAAUUUUGGCAGCAUAUUUUUGUGAAAUAGACAAGUGCAAUAAACUACACGCGUGUUAAUUGAAUAGUGUGCACUAUUAAAAAUUGAAAAAUUAUCAAGAAAUUAAAAUUUCAAAUCACAUUAAAAACUGUAUAAUAAAAAAUUUAAUAAAAAAAAUUAACUAACAUUUUGUGAAAGUGUUUUUUACAACAGAAUCUUGCAAAGCGAGAAAAGAUCUGUGUGAUUUAAAUUAAAAUUGAAUAAUUCAGUGACAAAACUUCACAAACACGUACAUACACACAUAAAAGGCCAAAGCUAAAAACAAAACAAAUCAGCAAUCUGCCACAGUUGCAGCAACAGCAAAACAAAAAAAUUAUUAAGUGGAAAUAAAUUGUGGUUUGCCUUGCAACAGACAAGAGAAGCAGAAGCACCAGCGACGGCGGCAGCCAACUAACAACAAAUUGCAAUUGCAGUGAUCUAUCAUAGCAACAAACACAUAAGAAGCCAAACGUUACAACAAGCACGCAGGCAAGAACACACACGCGGCAGCCAAGUGGUUGAACAAGUUUUUCUGCGCUCUUAAAUAGAUGUGUUAUGCUCUUGAGUUAAAUGUAUACAUAAACGGUGCACAAUACAAAGCCAAAUUAAGCAACCACUAAACGGUAAAGAUUAAAAACCUUAAAAUGUAAGAAUAUUUAAGUAAUUUGCUAAAAAAAACUUAAAAAAAAAUCAGUUCAGAAAAACUAGCAUAUCGUUUUAGAAAGAUACUUAAGUUGCCUUAGCAGGCACACACACACACACACUUAUAAAUAAUAGCAGUAGCUAAAAUUUUCUCAAGUCCACUCAAAAGGGUGAAGUCUGUGACUUGGUGGCAAAUUACCACACGCUACUUUACUCAACCCCAGACUCACCACAUUUAACACGACGCCAGUCACCACACAGUGCACAAGCAGCGCUGCACAGUGGUGAAGCAAAAGUUUUGUGCGAGAAAUUCAAUUAACAGUCAAAGCGAGUAAGAAGUGAACACAACAACAAAGCAAUAAACAACCAACAAGCAAGCGAAAAACACUUACGAAGGUGAAGCAACAACACUUGUUGUUGUUACUGUAUAUUAAGCUACACGCAAUUAAAGUAAAGGCGCACAGCAACAAGUAAAAGCAAAAUGACCUUGCCGACAACAACAACAGUGAACGGUUGCGACGACGAUUCCGAUAUGUUUGGUCCGCCACGUUCCUCGCCCAUCGGCUAUCAUCAUCAUCGCUCGCGUGUGCCCAUGAUAUCGCCAAAGCUGCGUCAACGCGAAGAACGCAAACGCAUAUUGCAAUUGUGUGCGCACAAGUUAGAGCGGAUCAAGGAUUCGGAGACGAAUCUCCGCCGUAGCGUGUGCAUCAAUAAUACGUAUUGUCGUCUAACAGACGAGCUGCGACGGGAGAAGCAGUCACGCUAUCUGGCGAAUUUGCCGAGAUCUGAGGUCAAACCGGAGAGUGCACGCGAUAAUAUAUUUAAUCCAUACAAUAGCUGCGGCAUUGACAACUCCAAUCAUCAGCCAUCGAACAAAUCCGUCUGCAAUGAAAUCACCAGUUCUGCAUCCAACAACAAUUCUCUCAAUAAUUUACGCACUCACAGCAGCACGGAGCGCAGCAACUGCUGUGAACUGGUCUUCAACGGCGAUGAAAAUAAUCUUAACUGCAACAAUAGCAACAAACUACACUCGUCCACCAACGCCGAUAUUGAAAACUCGUCUCUCAUCGUCGACGUCAACAGCAGAAACAUCUCUAUUAACUCCACCGCCAUCACCUCACUUGCGACUGCCAACCAUACUACCGCCAACAAUGCCUCUUCCACCACUUGCACGCACAGUACCCACUUCAACGGCACCACUAACACCGCCACUGCUCAUUCGUCAUCUUCUUGCACCCCUGCCGGACACAGCACACACACACGAAAACGUCAACUCUGCAGCAGCAAUCUCGACAAUGACCUAGAAAUACUCGACCGUGAACUGAGCGCAAUCAAUGCACCAAUGCCACUCAUUGACCCAGAGAUCACACAGGGUGCUGAACAGCUCGAGAAAGCUAUCUCGUCCCGGAAGCGUUUGCGAAGCGAGGACGAAAGUGAUCGUUUAGUGCGCGAAGCACUCUCACAGUUCUACAUACCGCAGCAGCGUCUCAUUUCCGCCAUCGAAGAUUGCCCGCUGGACGUGGUGAGCGUUGGAAGCGGCAUGGGCGUCGGUGUCGGCUUGGGACUAGGCAUGGGUGUCGGAGUGGGCAUGGGUAUGGGGCCAAUAUCGCCGAGUAAACGUCAAAAGCUCGGUAAUGGCGCUAACGAGCUCGAGCUUGAGUUCGAUCUGAAUCAGAAUCAAAAGGAUUUUGAGGUAAUUAUGGACGCACUGCGUUUGGGCACGCCCAGUCCAACACCGAGUGUGGGCAGCGACUCCUGUGGCCAGGCGGCGAUGAUGAGUGAAUCGGCCAGUGUAUUCCACAAUCUGGUGGUCACCUCAUUGGAGACAUGAAAGUAUCAGUAAAUGACAGAAAACUGGCGAGUUACGCAGGAAUAGGAUUAAGAGUGCGUAAGUCAAAAAAAAAGAUUUGAGAAUAGGCGUUAGGCGUAGCGUACUAAAUCUUAAACAAAUAUAAAAAUUCGUACGCAGCACGCUGUCAGCCUUUUCACAUUGUUGAUUUAUGCGGGUUGAAUGCAAUUAUUGCAAAUAAAAAGCUUUUUUUUCGAACGCAUUGUUAAGUUUAGCAAAAUGUUUGCAAACCUAAAAUUGAAUAUUUAUGUUGGUUAAAGAACAUUCUUAAAUUUAAAAUGGCGUUAAAGUGGAAGCGGAAACGUACGUACAUAAUUUACACUAAAAAAUUUUGUCAAACACAAAAUAAGUGUGAACAUGUUUUGUUAUAACUAAAAUAGGCAAAGUAAAAAGCCCUUAAUUUUAAGAUUUAGCUUAAGACAUUUUCCACAAAUAUGAUUAAUUUUUAUGCAAGCAAAAAGGAUAACAAAAAGCAUAUACAAGUACAUAUACCAUAAAACAAAAAAUUAUACAACAUUAUAUACAUACGUACAUACAUACAUAUGUAUGUACAUAAGUUAGAUAUUAAGAAAACCUAAAUCAAAGAAAAUGUAGUCAAACAACAGACAGCCGGCAUACGUACUCAUAUAUUUAUGUAUGUUUGUAGCGUAAGCGAGUCAUGUGAGUAAAAUAUGUAGAGAUCACGAGCGUACAGUGAUUUAGCUAGUGAAGAGCAGAAAAUGUUUGUAUUUUACAACAGUUUUUCCAAAUUGCGCUUUGUAGUUUAAAAAUAAAAUCAAAACAGCUUAUCUGAAUUAAGACUAUGCUUUAAAUGGCAUAAUUGAGCAGCUUACAAGUUUCUUUUUGUUAGAGUAGACCUAGUAAUUUUGCCAAAAUACUUUCAAAGCUUAUAUAACCGUAAAGUAUAUUUCUGCGAAACGCAAAGAGAUGUCAGUUUGAUAGUCGAAAAAUAAACAAAGUAAUUUUUUUUAUCAAAAACAUGGUUUCACAUGACACACUGACUAUGGCAAUGGAAUUCAACGUAAUUUUGUAAAUGAAAACGCAAAAAUGAGAAACAUUUGCAACUAACAAGAACGUUUACAGUAACCCCAUUCAAAGGCAGAAGUGAUCUUUUGCCGUCAUUUGCCUCACGACCAAUGUUAUAGAAGAAACCUUUUUUCGUUAUUUGAUGUACAUAUGCGCCUUCUCUAUCAGAAAGUUUCCUUACGGAAACGGAAACAAAAUUAACAAAAAAUAUUACAAAUUAAAAAAGGCUGCAAAAAUUUCACUAAAGUGCAUAUAAAUAUGUACUCUUGUGCAAAUUAUUGCAUUAUUUAGUUUCCGAGAGCACUGUAUUUUUUCUUCUUUGUUUACAACUAUUAUUUUCAUUUAUUUAUUUUGUUAUUAUUAUUUUAUUGUUUUUGUUAUUUUAUAAUAUGUUCGUAAUUUUCCUACACACUUAUUCCAUUUUUAUUUUUAUCUUUAAUUUUAUAUGUUUACAAAUUACAGUAAGAAUUUGUUCUUUGACUGGCAACAAAUUUACAACGUUUUAGAAUAUUUCAUAACAAAAUUCGCCGUCAAUUCUUAAAAACCAACUCGUUUCAAGACUCCAAGUUAUACAUCUAUCUUCGAAACACGCAAAGAACUUUGAUGGCAAAGCAAAAGAAAUCCAUAAAUUUUCAUUUCAAAGUGCAAUUAAAAUUUUUUUAUAGAACAAAAAUUUAGAAAUACAAAUAAACGCAAAUUAUACACAAAAACGCCGUUAAGCCUAGACUUGCAAAUAAAAACAAAUAAAUAUUGUAAGCAAUUGUAAGCUGUUUUGUGUUAUUUGAAAUUGUUAAUAGAAAAAUGGCAUGUAUUGUUGUAAUAUUUUGAAGAAAAAAAUUAGAUUUGUAAUAAAAAUUGCAGAAAAACGG